Molecule: messenger RNA, 6276 nt
Organism: Physella acuta
Lineage: Eukaryota; Metazoa; Mollusca; Gastropoda; Physidae
Product: rab3 GTPase-activating protein catalytic subunit-like
Biological process (GO): positive regulation of GTPase activity
Molecular function (GO): GTPase activator activity
Source: RefSeq, a predicted model, not a curated record
GAGUUUUAACAUGCUAGCAUGAAUGCACUUUCUGGUCAGGAGAGAGAGCGGAGAAAAAUGUCAUCCAAAAAAAUUUCAGCUGUUGAUGAUGAGGCAGACGUGUUUGAAAUUACAGAUUUUACAACAGCCUCAGAAUGGGAGAGAUUUAUUGCCCGUUUGGAAGAGAUUAUUCAUGAAUGGAAACUUGUGAACCACGAACCUAGGCCACCAGCUAUGAAGGAUCAGUAUAAUUCUGGGGCUUGGGGAGAAAAAUCUGAGGAAGUGUCUUUUGCAGAUUUCAGAUUUACUUGCAGUUAUUUUUAUUUGAAAACAAAUGAAGAGUUUACUACUACAAAUGUAAAUGCUAAACGUGAGGAUGUGGAGGAAGUUGAUGAGGAUCAUAAAACUCCAACAGUUUUUCUGGAUCUAAUGAACUUUGAAAAUGAUUUCCCAUCACAUGGUCACUAUCUAUGUAGAUGGUAUGGACUUCAAGAAUUCUUCACCCUCAUGCCAAUCAGUGAAAAACAGUUGAUUGAGACAGAGGGCAAAGCAAAACUUCUUCUCAGCUCUGCCUCCAUAGCACUGGGAAACACAAACUGUAGCAUCCCAUUUUUUAUACAGCUUCAUCACAAGUGGAGAAAGCUGUUUACAGGCACAUCGCUGGUGCGCGGGGCAACUAUUGAAUUUGAAAUGUCUCACCUACGAAGAUUGCCUCCCCAAUACUGCCACCUUGCUGGCCUUUUAGACGUGUUUAAAUCUAAGUUAGGUUGUGUAUACAUAUCCAUGCCUCCCGUGUCUGUAUCUGUCAGGUUCACAUAUAUUCUCAAGGACUGGUUUCAUUCUGACUGGCCACAGAUGCCUCCAGAUUUUACUUCUAUAUGCGAUGGAGAAGUUGGGUAUGGCGAUAUUGAUUUUCUUCCUUUUGGAGCAUGCUCUGAUCCAAUAAAUGAGCUCCAGUUAUCCUGUACCUGGCCAUGUCUAUCUGAGGAUAUGAUAGUUGAAAACAGCCUUUAUUCGGAUUUGGACCCUUUGCAAGCUCCACAGUGGACUGUGAAGCUCCAGAUGACGGAAGACCCUCAAUGUUUGCUGGGCGAGUUCCUCAGAGACUUUAUCAAGCUGUGCGAUAGGAUAGAGAGCACAGAAGAUGUUCUGAAAAGAGUGGUUGUUGAAAGUGAUGGUGAUAAACAUGGGGCAGACAUCACCCAUGCAUUGCAAAGACUUACAGAGCCUGUACCUGCUCUCUCAUCUCUGCCAUCACUGGGCAAUGUCAUGUCAACAGCAACCUCAAGGAUAAAAUUUAAACCAGACGAGGCCCCUAUCCCAGAUGUCCUUCUAGAUAAAAUUAUUUACUUCCUCUUCCCUGAUGCCAAAAUUCCCAGAAGCCAGAGUAGUACCAAAUCUCUGUCUUCAACCAAACGCAAAGAAUCCAAUGUUUCUUCCACACCAACAUCAUUGACAUCAUCCAUGUCUGAGCAGGUUGGAGAUGAAGAGAGAGACAGAAAAUCAGAAACUGAAAGAGUAGCUGAAAUUUUGGCAGAAGUUAAUAAACAACUGAAAGCUGCACCAAUAGACAGCUUGACCCAUAAGCUAAGUUUGGCUCUAUGUAACGUUAAUCAUAACUUUGGUGGCUUGCUUGGUGUGGCACAUUUGUGGCAGGAAUUCAUUCUGGAAAUGCGAUUUCGUUGGGAAAACAAGCAUCUAUUAUGCAAUGUUGACAAAGGAACACCAAAUAUGGGCUCUUGUAUUUUACACCAAAAACUUCAAAUGUUAAACUGCUGCAUAGAGUGUAAGAUUAAGAGAGAGUCUGCUGGUUACGGCUAUGGUGCAGAUUCUCUAAACAUCCAUGAUGCAGGUUUUGACUCUUACACAGACAUUAAAAACAUAUCUACUGAUGGCUUAAGUGCUGCUGCAAUGAAGCGAUUGAGCAAGACAGCCAGCCUCCUAAACUCAAGUGAUGACGAUGAAGAGUUUUUUGAAUGCCACGAAGAAGGCGAUGAUGGCAAAGAGGGGGGAGGAUUGUCAGCCAGAAGUGAAGCAGAUGAAACAAACAAUGGGGAAGAAAAACAUUCCAACUCUGCGGAUGUGGCUGGGUCUGAGAGCCAAGACACUGGGGAUAAAUUAGCAAGCGGGCGCAUGAAAACUAGUGAAGACUCAAGCUUAUUCAAAGACUCACUAACCCAUCGCCCAGAAGGCAGGUUGGUGCCUAUGAAAAAUGUAUUUUUACUAACAAAUGGAGAGCAGCUGUAUAUCCCUAUAACACAAGAGCCCUCACCAAUGACUGAGGACAUGUUGGAAGAACAUGCAGAGGUUUUAGCCAAAUUAGGGACGUCCGCAGAGGGUUCACAGAUCCGAGCUCGCAUGCAGAGUGCCUGUCUUGUUUCUGAUAUGGAAUCUUUCAAAGCUGCAAACCCUGGCUGUAUCCUGGAAGAUUUUGUCAGGUGGUACUCUCCUAGGGAUUAUGUGGUUGAGGGGGAAGAAACUGAAAAUGGGGGAGAGCAAGAAGAAGAAACUAGUGAAGGAGAAAUAAACAAACCCCUGGUUCCAAAACGAGGACACCUGAGCCAACGAAUGCAGAUCCCUGGUAAUAUGUGGGUUGAGGCAUGGCAGAGCGCUAAGCCAGUUCCAGCUCGGCGCCAGAAGCGAUUGUUUGAUGACACUAAAGAAGCUGAAAAAGUGCUUCAUUACUUGGCUUCUAUGAAACCUGCCGAAGUAGUUCUCCAUUUAAUGCCGUGUGUUGUGCAUGCUGCCAUUGUAAAACUGGUUGAAGAGUCUAUCCAGACUAGUGUCCCCAACGUUAAAUCUAUUAUUGAUCCAAUCAUAUCAAAGGCCGCCAAAGUGACCAGAAAUUUUUCUCUUGAUAAGAAAAAAUAUUCAGAGAUCCUUCGGUUAAUUGAACUUGCAGAGAUUGUAUCUGCUCGUACCACAUCCCUGCGAUCAAAGUUUACAAGUGAUCACCUGUCAUGUCCGGAACAGGAGGGUAAGGAGGAAGAAAUUGAAAGGUUCGUCACCGCUUUGUUAACACAGUCAGAAGUUGCUGUCACAGGGGGAGCUUGUGGUCCAGCUGGAGCCAUCAUACAUAAAAUGUUUAUUGCAGCUCAGAGAGCUAAUAAUAUGAUUUUGGAUGACGAGGACAACGACGAAGCCUUGAACCUGGAUAAAUCAAGCAACCACAGAGGCCACCUAACCACAGCCUCAGAGGUGCGCUCGUCCGCUUCAUGCUCUGACUUUCCCUCUGCAGCCCUGAGAGAGUAUAUUCUAAGAGCUAUGGUCCCUAGGCCUGCCCCCUACUCUAAAGUCCUGCCUCAGAGAAUGUACUGUUAUCUUGUAGAUGGGGACAACAGGCUUGCAGGGGCUUUUACAGCAGACUCAACUUUCCAAUAAGCCAGAAAUCAGGCUAUAUUACUACAGCCCACUGUACAAGAUCUUCCAACACUAUUUAGUAGUGCAAUAUUUUAAAAUGUUUUCUUCUCUAAGGUAAAACAAGAUUUCAACAGUAACAUUUAACUUGCACAUAGCUAAUUUAAGACUUAUAACAAUGUUCUAACAAUGAUUAGAUCACACAUUAUAACUUGCACCUGUUGUUUUAAUUUGUAAUAAAACAAAUUAAAACUCGUAUCUUUGUAUCAUUAUCUUCAGCCACCUGAAACCCUCUUUUUUUUGUCAAUUAUCUGAAAAUUAAAAAUGAAUUGUGCACUUUAUAUUAUGUAGACACAAGGUUGCAGGCUUUUAGCUUUUCAGUGUAGAUAACACAAUUCAUGCAUAAAAAGUGCAUGCAUUUUUUAUUUUUAAGUACAAUUACCUAGUUGUUUGCACUUAUUUAUCAAGUUACAUUUUUCUUGUGAUAUCUCAGUAAGCCUUACUGAGUAAGCCAUACUACCACUCCUAAUUUAUAUAAGAAAACAUUUUCAUGACAUUAUUUUUUUAAAUAAAUUUUUUUUUUAUUUAUUGUAUUCAUUGUUUUUGUGAUUGUUUUAAACCACUUUCCAUUCACUCCUAUGAACAGUUAUUUCCAUAUUUUUCUCUUUUCCAAGUCUACAAAUAUUUUUCCAGAAAUGUAGGGUUUUAAAACUAAUUAACUAUAUAAAUAAAUGUAUAACAAUACUCUAACUGUAGAAGGGAACAUAACUGGUACUGGUACAUAACCAAGUCUCCCCCAUAUAGAGCAUCCACUCUCCCAUAGUACUAGCCAUGUAUACCUGAUUUAACUUUGUGUUGUUAGUAAACUCUUUCAGACCAAAUGGGAAGAUGCAUUUGAGUUUGUGUGAUAGCUGUGGUGAUCAGCAUCAUUUUCAGGAGCAGUCAGCUUCUACAAACUACAACUUAUGCUGCUGGGUACAUUUACAAAUUGGGUAGACUCAGAUACAAAAGCCAGGAAACUUAUUGGAGACCUUUGGGUUUUUAAGGUCAACAGAGAAAAUAUUGUUCUGAAUUGUUAUUAUUGAUUUAUUUAAAUCUAUUUUAAAUGUAUAUAUUUUAAUCUAAUCUGACUUCCUAAACGUAAAGGUUUAUGCAACAUUUGAUUGUAUUACUUAAUUCUGAUUGUAAUUUGUGACUGAUUAUAAUCUGAACGAAAUUUGGAAUUUGAUCCAGGGCUUAUGGUAUCGUAUGUCACUGUUGUGAUGGUGAUUUGAAUGUUCGUAACACAGACCAAUUUCAGCUUUUUGCAAGUGUGUUGCUGUGUAAUGUGAUAGAUAAAACACAUUAUUAUUUAUUGCUUGUCUAAUUUAUUGUGAUCCUAACAGCAUUUUUUUUUUUGGAAAGUACUUACCCUGGUUAAACUAAAGAUGACUUGUGUAUUUGAGCUAGCUAGAUCUGCUUGUAGUAAGGCAUUCCAAGUAGAGUGGGCUAGUUUAAGAUUAGAUGCUCAACUAAGCUAAUUAGUUACUAUCAUUCAUGUAAAUCUUGUUUUAAUUGCAGUAGAUUAACCUAAUAGGCACCUAAUAAAGCACUGAGCUUUGAAUUGUGUACACAUAUUUUAGUCAUCAAAUGUCUAAAAAGUUAUAAAAGGUGAAUUGCUUCUGUAGAGUUCAUCAUUGAGGGUGUCAGUUAAGGAGGGUUUUUUUUUAAACAAUAGAGAAAGGCAUCAAAUUUGUGCCUUGGUUGAAAUGUUUUUUUCACAGGAUUUAGGUUAGGGCUUGUUUAAUUUACAUUGUAUUUUUGGGUUAUAUAAGUAUGAGCCAUAAUUAAAAUUUGAUUAAUCAGAUUGUAGUGUGUACAAGAAAACUUGAUUUUUUCAUAAAACAGAUAACAUACAUUGGUGUGGAGCAUCAGAAAGUAAAAAUUCGUUUUUGAUAAAUGUAGGUGAAAAAUAAUUUUUUUCUCUUUUUUUUUCGCUUGUCCAUCCAGUUAUUUUAAAAGUAUAUACAUUUUAAUGUUGCACAAUUUUAUGCUAAUGUUUGCACAGUUAAAAACUUCAACCCUUUGUAAGUUACAUGCAACAUGUAUUAAUAGCAGUAACUUAACUUAAGCUCACAUUGGUUAUAGAUUUUAUCUCUUAAUGUGAAACAUUUUAAAUCGGUUUCCUUUUCAGGUUAUGCAAACAGUUUAUUAAGUCAAAAAUGUUUUUAAUAAAGUAUAAUAUCUUGUUGAUUCCAUUUCAGUUUCCACAAACUAAGAUGUAUUUCUAAUAAAGUUUGAAAAUUUUCAUCCAAUUCCCAUCCUUUGCCCCAUUGAAUGUCAUUAUGACUUCACAUUCCAUAAACUGUAAACCCCUAUUAGAUUGCUGGUAAUGCACACUUAACUUGUGCUUUUGGGACUAGCAGCUCCACAUACUAAACUUACUUCUGUGUCCCAUUUUAAAGCAGAUGAUUAGAAUAAGUAUAGAUGAUUAGAUGAAUAGAUUUUUUUAGAUAAGACUUAGCAAAACUGAUGUGCAUAAUUUAUGCAAUGUAUAUUUUAGGUUUUUGUAUAAUGUGAGAGUGAAGUUUUUUAGCUGAUAUAUUAGAACUGGUAUUGUUUAAAUUAACAUAAAACUAUGGAUGAUCAAACUGAUCUUUAGGUGGAUUAAGAUAAUAAAGCUGAAAAGUUGUUUUUUUCUUUAGUAAGCUCCACUGCAUUACUAAUUAUAUCUUUAUCCAUAGUAGUUUAAGAAACAGAAUGAAGUUAUUUCUGUAAUUUCCAACUUUAUAGUGCAGUGAGUUCAUUAAUGUUAUAAAACUAAGAGAACAAAAAAAAACAAUUUUGACCUUAAAAGUGUAGGUGGUGGUGAAUGAAGAAAGCCUGUUUUCAUUGUUUGCUUAUACUUUUUGAAACUUGUCUUUUUUUUGUGUAAAAAUAAUCAUUUAAUAAAUGAUUGAU